Messenger RNA from Penicillium maclennaniae, 879 nucleotides. Its product is annotated as class I SAM-dependent methyltransferase. The transcript is spliced from 3 exons. The record is from RefSeq and is a predicted model, not a curated record. Bases 1 to 879 code for a protein of 292 amino acids. NCBI's taxonomy places the organism in Eukaryota, Fungi, Ascomycota, Eurotiomycetes, Eurotiales, Aspergillaceae.
AUGACGAAGACUAUUCAAGAUAAGCUGGCCGAGCACUCCAAUUCAGGAGAUCCUCAACUGUUUCAAUAUGUCGGGACGGUGGAAGCAUAUGAUAAUUGGACGAAGGCAGGUUUAGAAGCCAACGAUCGAAACAACUUCUCAUGCAGGGCCCAUGACACAGAUGGAAAUAUCGUUCAACGCCUCGACACAUUUGAGAUGUGGGCCCUGCUUCCUCAAUUCUUGGACAAAGUGACUGCGCGCUUCUCCACUCAGUCGCAAUCAUCUUCGCUGAAGCUAGUCGAUUUCGGGUGUGGUACUGGCAGAAACACCAUACAGCUGCUUGAAGAGUUGUCCAUACUUCGGGAGAGCAGCGAAGCUACUCCUUUCCGGGAGGUUGUGGGUCUUGAUGUGUCACCGGGGAUUCUAGAGGUAGCGAGAAGCGCUAUUCAGACGGCCACGUUGGGUGCUGUGGGAGUCAUUUCUACUCUCGUGCUAGAAUACAUUCCUGCGAAGGAGUUCUUCGAAGCAGCGGCAGCAAGGAUGCUACCCGGCGCCUAUCUAAUGGUAACCAACAUGCACGCGGAUAUGGGUGCAAUUCGCCAGGCGCGGUUCACGGACCCGCAGAUUGGGAUUAAAAUCAGACCCACUAGCUAUUGUCACUCUGUCCCUGAGGUGCUAGCGGCGGCCGAGAAAGCCGGAUUCAAGGCUGAGAACUUACUUAGCGAGGAAGGAGAAUAUAGUGUUCUGCAAAGGGCAGUUGAUCAGCAAUUAGGUAAGGCAUUGGGUGCACAGGCGAAGAAGUGGGUUGGGAUCAAGGUCUGGUUUGGGGUCUGUUUCAGCAAAAUAAAAGCAGGAAAUCUCUGCCUGAGACUCGGUGGAGAGUAUGAUUCCUAUUCCUGA